Messenger RNA from Harmonia axyridis, 2164 nucleotides. RefSeq names its product suppressor of Mek1-like. Lineage: Eukaryota; Metazoa; Arthropoda; Insecta; Coleoptera; Coccinellidae. The record is from RefSeq and is a predicted model, not a curated record. The transcript is spliced from 3 exons. The coding region runs from base 150 to 1412 and encodes 420 amino acids.
AUUAUUCUUCUAUGUGACAUUCCGAUUAACUGCCAUAUUUGAUAACUAACGUUUUGUUGUCGGCUUAUAAGAAAUGAAAAUAUUCAAAAUUAAUUUAUGUAUCCGACCUUGAUAAUUUGAAUCAGAAAAAUAAUAUUUCCAGCUUUGCAAUGAGUCACAAAUCGAAUCAAAACUUAUCUGAGAUUAAAGAUAAGAAAAUUCCAAUGAAUGGGGAUGAUGAAAAAGAAAAUGAUACUGUUACUGAAACCAAGGAGGUGAAACAGGAUGUAUCUAAAGAACUUACUACAGUAAUGAUGACACGUUCUUCUAAAAAAACCACCACUCAAAAAAUCACUUUGGAAGAAAAUGAUACCAAAACAAAAAAAGUUGAAUCAACUAUCGAGCAAAUAAAUGAAGACAAAAAAGAAGAGGUUGAAUUGGUUUUGAAUGUCAAUGAAAAAAAAGAAUCUGAAGAAGAGGGAAAAACUGAAGAAGUAAAUGGUUCACGUAAUUCUCCAGUUGAAACUGAAACAUCUGUUGAUAGCUUAGAUAAUCUUCCAGAAAGUAAUGGACACACUGAAAAUAAUCCUGAUUCUGACGAUAUAGAGCAUAACAGUAGUAAAGAGGAGUUUAUUUUGGAUACUGAGACGUUCAUGGAACCCCUAGUAUUGCAGCCGGAUGAACCAUGUCCUGAAUUGGAGUUUGAAGAAUCCUCUGACAAGGAAUCUGAAAAGAGUUCUCCUGUCUUAUUGAGAUGUAUAACAAGACGAUCACAAAAUCGUAAAAUUCCUACUCCUAACACACCAAGGUCAAUAUAUGAACCUGAACCCGAAAAAGAUCAAAUCGACUCUGAAAAAGGAUCAGAUACACCUGUACCCAGAUCAGAAUGUUCGUCAAAGAAUAUUCACCCCAAUGACAUGGAUAAUACAAGUACGAAUGUCUCCAUGACUGUUCAGGUUGGAGGUAACGAUACUCGAUUAGAUUUUUCGGAGGGAGAAAGUGACCUACUCCAAAGUUUGAGGAGUAAAGAUUCAAACUCAGGCUCCCGAUAUUUGUCAUCGAGAAGAUCAUUAAGAUCCCUGAGGAGCGAUGUGAACUCAAAGAGUUUGAGAGAUUCGUUGCACAGAAGCAAAUUAUAUCAGGCGAGGGAAUCUAUGGAAAGAGCCCCCAGUGUGAAAAGGAAAGAACGUAGCGAGACUCCGGAAGAAAGGAAAAAAAUCAAAACCGACUCGACAGGGUUCUUAUCGAAAUUCUCCAGCCCGUUGACAAACUUGAAGAAUAAAUUCACAUCAUCACCGAGUGGUACAAGCACUCCCAAGCUCACUUCAUACAAGGAUGAAAAGAAUCAAAUCGACGGGGAUUACUUUGAGCAGAAGGAAAUGCCCGAAGAAGGAGUGGCAGAUACUCAGAACAAAUGGUGUGAAAUCAUGUAAGAAAAUCAUUGUUUUUUCCCCAAACCCGUUUUUUUAAUCUGAUAGGUUGAACCAUGUUUUUACUGGCAAGUUGAUAUGUAUUGUAGACCAUUAUAUAUUGUUCGUGUUUUCUUCAUUUUCACCAUUUUCACGAAAUUCGUUUUUUAUUUUACUUGAUUGAUUGAACGAUUUAAUAAAAUUGAAUUCUGUAUUUGAAACUUUUAUAAUUGAGUUGGUUAAUACAGAAAAUUAAGUUUCGUGUACAGGAAAAAGUUAUUGUGUCUAUCAAUGUUCUUUGCAUUUCCUUGAGUGUUUGGGAAUAUAUUAAUCAGACUCUUCCCCACUAAACCUGAAAUUCUAUAAAAUAUCUUUUAUAUUUGAUUCUAUCUCUUGAUAGUCAGUUGGUAGGCUGACCAUAAAUGUUAAAUGUACAAAUCGGAUUUAAUGUUUUUAUUUGAAUAAUACUACAGUAUGUAGUUUUCUUUGAUCCGUAGAACUAAAAAAAAAAUGAAUAAAGACUGUUCAGUUGUAGAAGUUUGUGUAUUAUUGGAAUUAUUUAUGGAUAAUAGCCAAUGAAAAAUUCUGUUGAUUCUCCAUUUCGAAUGUUUUAUACUGCUUUUUUAUAUACCUUUACAAUGACUUAGUAAUUAUCAUUUUCUUUUACUUAAAUCACUAGAUCGUAUAGUUGUCACGAAUUAUAUCAAAGAUUUGUUAUCUCUACUAUAUAAUAUUUUGUGUUCAUUUUUUCAUGAAUAUAAAGAGUUCUAUUAUUC